AUGGAAUACAGAAACAAUGUGACUGAGUUUAUUCUCCUGGGACUCACACAGAACCCACACCUGAAGAAAAUUGUAUUUCCUGUGUUUUUGGCCAUUUAUAUAGUCUCUGUAGUUGGAAAUAUGCUCAUUCUGAUCACCAUUACAAACAGCCAACUCUUUGGUUCCCCUAUGUAUUAUUUUCUGGCCUAUCUCUCCUUCAUAGAUGCCUGCUACUCCUCUGUUAGUACUCCUAAGCUGAUUGUUGAUUCACUCCAUGAAAGGAAGUCCAUUCAAUUCAAUGGAUGCAUGAUCCAAGUCUUUGGGGAACAUUUCUUUGGAGGUACUGAGAUCAUCUUACUUAGUGUCAUGGCCUAUGACCGCUAUGUUGCCAUCUGUAAACCCCUGCACUAUGCAGCCAUCAUGAACAGACGACUCUGUAACUUACUUCUGGGAGUGUCAUGGGCUGGAGGCUUUCUUCAUGGAGGUAUACAAAUUCUUUUCAUUAUUAGACUACCUUUCUGUGGCCCUAAUGUCAUAGAUCACUUUAUGUGUGAUCUCAACCCUUUGCUAGAUCUAGCCUGUGUUGAUACCCACAUUCUAGGGCUCUUUGUUGCUGCCAACAGUGGUUUCAUCUGUCUUUUAAUAUUCCUCAUUCUACUCAUCUCCUACAUAGUCAUCCUGUGCUCCCUAAAGGCCCACAGUGCAGAAGGAAGGCGUAAAGCCCUCUCCACCUGUGUUUCUCACAUGAUAGUGGUGGUCUUAUUUUUUGUACCCUGCAUAUUUGAGUACAUGAGACCUGCAGGUUCAUUACCCAUUGAUAAAACCAUUGGUAUAUUUUAUAUUGUUUUAACUCCCAUGCUAAAUCCAUUAAUCUACACCUUGAGAAAUAGUCAGAUGAAAAAUGCCAUUAAGAGACUCUUUAGUAGAAAGAUUCAGUCAGAUCACAAAUAA
Cricetulus griseus (Chinese hamster) is the source of this 930-nucleotide messenger RNA. The record is from RefSeq and is a predicted model, not a curated record. Lineage: Eukaryota; Metazoa; Chordata; Mammalia; Rodentia; Cricetidae.